Messenger RNA from Oryctolagus cuniculus (rabbit), 7752 nucleotides. NCBI's taxonomy places the organism in Eukaryota, Metazoa, Chordata, Mammalia, Lagomorpha, Leporidae. The record is from RefSeq and is a predicted model, not a curated record.
AUGUGUGUGGUAGUACCGAGAUCUUCUUGAGCUGCAGGUUCAAAGGUGAGCAGUUAAUUGCGGUUCUACGCUACAACAGCUUGUUGCUGGAAUGUGUGACAGUGAAGACCUAAGUCUAGUGUGGUGUUCUCUAUAAAAGUAGUCGUUACUCAGAGACAACUCUGAAGUCCUGGACAAAGAGACAGGCUUCAGUUGGUAGUUAAGAUGGUCAGGAAGAAAGCAUGAAGGUGUUCCAGGUAGGAGGAAUCAACCAAGAGAAGUUAUAGGAAUGUGCUUGUUUAAAACUAGAGGAGGCAAUGAGAAUUGAACAUCGAGAAUUUGACAAUGUUUUCCACUUCAUGUUGCUCGUUGAAAACGGUACCAGCAGUAUGAUGUAAUCAGAGGCUGCUAGCUUGCUGCCUAGCAGUGCUAGGCUCAACCACCUAAGCCUCACUGAAGCGUAUGGCCCGUUGAUUGGUAAGUUCUAGAAUAAUGAGUGAAGAAUCCAGUAGAGAAGAUCCUAGAGUAAGCCAGAUAGAGACAUCAGACUUGCUUAGGUAGACAUAGAAACGCAAUGUCAAAACUUAAGACAUCAAAACAAAAAGUUACAUACUAUGACCACAUUAUCUGAGAUGGGAAUAGGUAAUAGCUUAAGGGAGGAGGAACUUUAAUAAUAAAAGGGAUAUUUGUGUAGUUGGUGAUUCAGCUGAGGCGGGUCUAGUCACUGAACAUUACUAAAACAAUCAUUUUGAAAAGGUGGAAAUAAAUUAGUAAAUGAAGUAUUAGCAAUGUUAUUUCUUUGGCCAUGGUUUGAAUGAUAAUGAUGAUGUCAUUGUUCAAAUUAUCCUAGUGUUUAAAAAGUGAAAAGCAGGGGCCAGAGCUGUGGCUCAGCAGGUAUAGCCCACCCCCAACCUGACUGCUGUGCUGGCAUCCCAUAUGGAUGCUGGUUCGAGUCCUGCUUCUCCACUUCCAAUCCAGCUCUUUGCUGUGGCCUGAGAAAGCGGUAGAGGGUGGCCCAAGUCCUUGGUCCCCUGCACUGGCAUGGGAGACCUGGAAGAAGCUCCUGGCUCCUGGUUUCGGAUUAGCAAAGCUCUGACCAUUGUAGUUAUCUGGGAAGUGAACCAGCGGAUGGAAGACCUCUCUCUCUCUGACUCUGCCUCUCUGUAACUCUGCUUUCAAAUAAAUAAAUAAUAAAAAAGUGAAAAGCAAUCAGAGUAAAGAAAACAAACACUGCAUCCAAAAGUAUGUUUCCUAUCACAUAUGAGGCACUAAGCUAGAUGCUGGGAAAACAAUAAUGAAAAAGUAGAUGGUAUGAAAGCCCCAGUCUCUCUCCACAGAGUGCCUGGAUCUAAAACAUACAGGCUUGUCAGAGUGCAUAAGCACUCCAACAGAAGCCUAGGCCCAGAGGAAGACACAGCAAGUCCUAAAGAAGAGGUAGGAGUGGAAGUACAGACCCUCUCAUAUUUCAGCUGGACCUGAGAUCAGACAGACACAGAAGGGAAACCCAUGAGCCAAAGGCCCCCAUGAGCUUGCACGUGCAAAGCCGUGUAACACAUCCUCUUUCCAGAUGGUAAGUACUCUAAGUGUGGCUCAUGCAACAUGGCGAGGGGUCAGCAGUAGAGGAGGGGAGAGGAGGCAGCAACAGGGCUGCGGCUGGACACGAGGAGCAUCCUCUGAAUCUUCCCGUCCCUCCUGGUGGGGAAGAGCUUCUCUGCUCGUGGUUGCUGGAGCCAGCCGUCUGCAGCUCUGUAGCCCGGCAUCUGGAAACGGAGUCUCUUCUCUGCCUCUGAGACACCCAGGACAAACGGCUUCAUCUCUCCAUUUGUAAAAGGCAGCCGCGAGGGGAGUAGGGCGCCCGCGCGCUCGCUCGCGCCGCGCCUCGGGCCGCUUCGGCCGCCGCCGCGUCCAUGACCGCGACCCCUCGGCCGGGGACACCCGCCGCCGCCGCCGCCGCCGCCCCGCCCCGCGCCCCGGGCCGCCGGCCCCCGGUCCCGCUCGCCCCCGCGCUCUGCCGCCGCUCGCCGUCCGUGCCCGCUGAGAAAGACUGGCCGGACUGCAGCGUGAGGAUGGCUGUGACUUUGGAAGAGGCUCCGUGGCUGGGCUGGAUCUUGGUGAAAGCCCUGAUGAGGUUUGCCUUCAUGGUCGCCAACAACCUGGUUGCCAUUCCUUCCUACAUCUGCUACGUGAUUAUCCUGCAGCCGCUUCGCGUGCUGGACAGCAAGCAGUUCUGGUACAUUGAAGGAAUCAUGUACAAAUGGCUUUUAGGGAUGGUGGCUUCCUGGGGAUGGUACGCUGGAUACACAGUGAUGGAAUGGGGGGAAGAUAUUAAAGCAAUUUCAAAAGACGAAGCAAUGAUGUUGGUGAAUCAUCAGGCGACAGGAGACGUGUGCACACUGAUGAUGUGUCUCCAGGACAAAGGGCUGGUUGUUGCUCAAAUGAUGUGGUUGAUGGAUCAUAUUUUUAAGUACACAAACUUUGGAAUUGUUUCUCUAAUUCACGGAGACUUCUUUAUAAGACAGGGGAGAUCUUAUCGGGACCAGCAGCUGCUGCUUCUCAAGAAGCACCUGGAAAGUAAUUACAGGAGCAGAGAUCGAAAAUGGAUCGUGUUGUUUCCAGAAGGGGGCUUCCUCAGGAAGAGGCGAGAAACCAGCCAGGCGUUUGCCAGGAAGAACAACUUGCCGUUUCUUACACAUGUCACUCUGCCACGGUUUGGUGCAACGAAAAUUAUUUUGAGUGCACUUGUAGCACGACAGGAAAAUGGAAGUCCAGCAGGAGGAGAUGCUAAAGAAUUAGAGAGCAAAUCCAAAGGCCUCCAAUGGAUAAUAGAUACAACUAUAGCUUAUCCCAAAGCUGAGCCUAUAGACAUUCAAACCUGGAUCCUUGGAUACAGGAAGCCAACAGUCACACAUGUACAUUACAGGAUCUUCCCCAUCAAAGAUGUGCCCUUGGAGACUGACGAUGACCUUUCCAAUUGGCUCUACCAGCGGUUCAUUGAGAAAGAGGACCUCUUGUCACAUUUUUAUGAAACAGGAGCUUUUCCACCUCCCAAGGGCCAGAAGGAAGCUGUUUCCAGGGAGAUGACCCUCAGCAACACGUGGAUCUUUCUCAUACAGUCUUUUGCGUUUUUGUCAGGCUAUAUGUGGUACAACAUCAUUCAGUAUUUUUACCACUGCCUAUUUUAAGAAUUGACUUGGACUUGUCAAGGUCACAUAGGAAUUCAGACUUUCAUAAGUGUGCAUUAUUUUACACAUGCAAAUCAGAAUACAUAUAUAUAUAUAUACACAUAUAUAUAUAUAAAGCAGAGGAAAUUCAAUGGAUGGAUUAAUAUUUAUCCCCCUUUGGGAUAUUUUAAAACUCUACUAAAAUGAGGAUCGGUAAUAUAAUGACCUGCUAAUAUAUUUUAAGAACUUUUCAUGUUUUAAAAAGAUACGCUCUACCACGUAUUUAAGCAAACAUCACAUUUGAAGAAAAGGAAAUCAUAAAAUCAUCCUAGAAGACUAUCUGAGAGAAAUACUGUUGCUCCAGACAGACGUGAUAACUUAGUUCAAGCUCGCAAAGUUGUAUUCAUCCCCGGUAGCCAGGAGUCCGUGGUAGGGCAGUGUCCCGGGCAUCCCCGUCGCUGCCACUUGUGCUGUGUUGCCGCCGGUGGCACCCUCCACAGGACUGAGUCCAUCCACGGCCGCUAACGAGGCGCAGUGUUGCGGGAUUCUCUGUGGGCUGAACACCUGCUGGUACUAGACUGUGCUCUUAAACCAGACCUUGUUUACAGGCACUGGUCCUUCCCCCUGCGGGGAGGGGCUCACCCGACUUCUCUUUUUGUAUAGAAGGCGUAUCACAGAUUGAUCAUUGUAUUUUAUAAAAUGCACUGUUAUCGGAUGCAGAUAUAGCAGAAGAUGCGGAGUGUGGCCUGGACAGGGGAGUGCGAGUCUCCCGUCCCACUUGGUGUUGGCUGGAGCUGCUCUGCAGGACCUCCUGCCUGCCUCAGCUACCCGGCCUGAUGCCACCUGGCCUGAUGCUACCCAACCUGAUGCCACACGGCCUGAUGCCACCUGACCUGACGGAGGGCUUUUUUUUCUUUCCAUCUUGACAUGUUAGCACCAAAUACAUUUGGGGACAAUGGAAACAAAUUAAUGUCCAAUUUCAAUGAUCGGUUUAGGAGGAAAUAGACUUGUUUCUUAGAAAAAUAAGAGCCAAAGCCAGACACUGGCUUAUUCAUGGUGACAAGUGUGCACACAGCUCCCCCAGAACUGGAGCAGUGUGUGUCCUGUUGCCACAUCAAGGAGCUGCCUCUCAGGGUGGGUGCAGCCAGGAGAGAGACCAGCAGGGAAGGCUUCCCUUUGCUUUGGAAGAGGGCAAAGUCACAAUUCUUGUUCUAGAAAAACCGUUUUUGUUGUUUGUUUCUGUGUUCCUGUGAUGUACCUCCCAGGAGAACCACACUUCUCUACCAGUGCUGGCGCUGCAGCAGGGUGGAGGUGACAUUUCCGGGCUCGGGCUCAGAGCCUGCUGAGACCCCAGUGAGCCAGCCGUAGCUUUCUGUGAUGGGAGUAUCCUAGGUUCCCCGGUUGUCACUAACUACACGGAUAACAAUUCUGAGAAGUAGGCUAUAAAUCAAAACUAAAAGCUAAUGUUUCCUAUUUUUGAAUACACCAAAAAAAAUGGAAAAGAUGUGAAUUUUUCCCCAGUUUUGUGGGAAAGGUAAAGCAACACCAAAUAAAAGCCCACAGCAGCUUCCUCUUUUGGGGAACUCAGUGCUUCUAUAGAGAGCUGAUGUGCUAACUGAAAUACCUCACUGAAUACUGUGCCAGCGCUGGCACAGUGCAGGGGACAGUGUCGUGUGUCUGGCUGGGUAUAACGGUGGUUAUAAAAUGCACGCUGUUCAACAUGUAAGCAUUUUGUUAUGUGUUCUCUGGUGACGGUGAAUAAGUGAAACUCAUCUCCGUUUAGAGGUGUAGAUGAUGAUAAGAAGCCAGACAGGAGCUUAACGAUGCUUCUGUCUAAGGCCUAGCAAACACCGCUGAAUUACAAGAUGAAUUGGAAUCGUUUGAGAGAUCAGUCAGCCGCCUGGGGAAGAAAUUGCCCACCGUGAAGUAUAACAUGCACAUGCCAAGAUGCGGGAAGAUAGGCUGAGUCCUUGCUGCUAAAGCGAGCCGCAGGGUCGAGUGCCAGUUCUCCUGGCCAAAACCACUGCAUUCAUGCACGUGCAGUCGCGGCCCGGGGCCACCUUUGCCGUCGCUCUGCUCCAGAGCAGCGGGAUACCGUUAGGUGCACUGCACACGUGGAAGGAACCUUCCAGCAGGACGCUUUCCUUCUCCAGCAGGGCGCCCUCCCGCAGUCUCUAGAGUGACGAGUACCGGUGGGUGUGUGAGUUAAUCUUUGAGAGAGAUUGUGAGUGUAAAUAGCUGUGUAUUUCAUCUGCCCUACCCCUCUUUGAUCCUUUAUCAACAUGUUCUCUCUCUUCUGUUUGCAAAGUAUGUUUGAGCACAUUGCUGGCGCUUUCUGUAUCGGUACCUGGAGUUCACCUGCUUCCACUAGGGAGUGUGAAGAGAGAAUCGGUGUUCUGAAAUAGCCUGGGGAGCCACCACACUGCCACUGUGCAGAACUGGGCAGUUACUCCUAUCUGUGCUUUCUCUGUGAAGUGAGACGACAGGAGGUGUAAGUGAUGCAUGUGUUGUCAAGGAGAAAGAAGGUAAAACUGGGCCCGUUUUCUACCGGUAUCUUGGAGACUUGUAGCACCUCCUGGUCUUGGUUGUGCUGCCUGGAUUCCCACAGAACACAGGGUUGAAGAAUCCAUUGCUGGAACCCUGGCGUCAGUCAGUCGCAGAGAUGGAGCCUGUGGUUGGCCAUGGGCAGGUCCAGCGACUUCAGAAGUCACCAGGCUAGCAGUUCACUCUGAACUUCAGGAAUAAUUAUUGCUGUUGAAAUAUACAUAUAUUGUAGAACAACCUACAAGCAAUGAAAGGUAAAUUAAAAUAAGAGUGGAAAUGAUGUUUUGGGUGGGCAAAUUAGUAGCGAAUCUAAAUAGUAGAUUUUUAAAAAUAUAGUUGUAAGUUUGGAUCUGUAAUAUUAUUAAAUCUUUAAUUUUCCAUGGUAAAGGAAUGAGGGAUUACUGGAUAAUUAAUGAAUAGAUAAUGAAUCCAGUAAUAAGCCAAGCUGAACCAAAACUCUUCAUUUUAUUAGGAGUUUGAAUUUUUAUUUUCAUCAAACUUUCUUUACUAAUUAAAAAUACACUGAGUUGUUUAUUAAUUCCUUCUGCCUAUGGAUCUGUGGCUGUUAACAAGCAGGGAAAUGACGCGCAUGUCGGAUAGGCCACUGUCAGAAGAGGAGGCAAGCACCCGAGAACCCUGUAGGCUAGCAAAGCCAUCCCUGCACUGGCCCAGAGCUGGUGGAGUAAAAGCUGCUUUCCAGCCUCUGUUGAGUGGAGCCCUUGAUCGCCGAGCACCCUGGGGUGUUGCGCUUGUCCCGCGGCCAGUGUUGUGGAGAAAGCUUCCUCCUCUGCUCCCCGUCGCUCACUUCUUGUGGAUUCGUCUGAGUAAUGUUUUCUGACAAUCACCUCCCAAAAGACUCUCCUGAACUGGUUGGACCUGCUUAUAAACAUAGAAAGUAGUCUUUAAUCAUGGGUAGUCUUCUUGGAUUCUUUUUAUAUUUAAAAAGAAAAUGUUUUGUUUGCACUACUGAAUAGGAAGCGUUCAUUGUUUUCUUCCGUUCUUUUUCUGAAGUCAUUACACAAGACUUCUCUCCAGGGUUACCAUUGCCAGUGUGCUCAGCUCUGGUCCACAAGGAUGGAUAAAAAUGGUUUGUUCUCACUCUCUUGUUUUGUGUUGUUUUGUUUUGUUUUGUUUUUGCCCUGCAGUGCUGUGAGCCUUACAUCUGUUAACAGAGAAGGCAAAGCCAGGAGCAGCACAGGCAGCAGGAGUACUGGCUCAGUUCAGCAGGGGUGGAGACAAAUAUGUUUGGGACCAAAAUCACCUAAGUUGGAAGGUUCUGGAUCACAGAGGGGCCGGUGUACUCUGGAGCAGUCAUUGGCUGGUGCUUUCUUGUAAUCCUUUCGCACCAAUCCCCAGCAGUUAGGAACUGGACCCUGGGCCCAAGCUGAGGGUGCUGACCUGUUGGGGGAGGGUGACUGUAGCCAUAUGGAAGACAAAAUGGGGGCUUUUCUGCACAAUUUCCAUCUGAGGAUUUUUACAUUUAAUAUUUUUUUAAAACAGUUUAAAGAGCAAACAUUUUUUAAGUGUAUCCUAGUUGCAAAGUACGCCCACAUUUUGAAUGGCUUUAUUUUUCUUGUGUAAAACUGUUGAACACAUGACUGUGAUGCACAAAUCCUUUCCAUGUGAGGAGUCUAUGCAUUUUACAGCAGCUUAGGUUAUGACCGGGUAAUGAGACAGUUAUCCAUUCAGCUGCCAUUAUUUUUAUUAAGUGCUUUCAUUUUCUUUACAGUUAUUACAAAGUUGUAUUUAUUUGAUACAGAUGGAUUUUCGUUUCCUGAUGCUGUAAUGUUUACUUCUUCAGCUUGUUGACUUUUCUUUCUCUGAGGAUCUGCAUGUUGUAAUGUGUGGUAAGGAUGAAUGUAAAGGCUGUGGCAACUGUAACUGAUUUUUGUAAAGGGCUGGUCACAUGUGGAUCUGGUUUAUGAAUGCAUCGGGGUGAUCUUAGUAACCGGAUCACCUUUUCAGAUAUUUAGUUGUGAACACCAAAAGAAACAUUUUCUCAAUAAAAAUUAAUAGCUGGUUCUAUUUUUUUUUAAAACCUAGAGAAAUAAAGUUGAUUUUUUUCAAA